AUCAGUCCAGAUUCUUGAGUUUAGCGAUGGGGAAUUCUAACGGCAGCACCGUGGACGACCUGCAGGCCGUUGAAAUGCAUCUUUGGUAUAAGAAGUUCAUGACUGAGUGUCCGUCUGGUCAGCUCACGCUGCAUGAGUUUAAGCAGUUCUUUGGAAUCAGAGGUCUGGAUCCGGAGGCUAAUGCGUAUAUUGAGCAGAUGUUUCGCACCUUUGACAUGAACAAGGACGGUUAUAUUGACUUCAUAGAGUAUGUAGCGGCUCUCAGUCUAGUAAUGAGAGGCAAAAUGGAGCACAAACUAAGGUGGUAUUUCAGACUUUAUGAUGUGGAUGGCAACGGCUGCAUUGAUAGACAUGAGCUGCUAAAUAUCAUAAAGGCCAUCCGUGCCAUCAAUGGAAAUGAGGCUCAAGAAUUGAGCGCUGAGGAGUUUACAAAUCGAGUGUUCGAUAGAAUUGACGUCAAUGGAGACGGGGAGCUGUCACUGGAGGAGUUUGUAGCAGGUGCUCGCAGUGAUGAAGACUUUAUGGAAGUGAUGAUGAAGAGUUUAGACCUUUCACACAUAGUGGCUAUGAUCCAUAACAGGAGACACAGCGUUUAAGACGUCGUCUUUAUUUGCAUGUCACUUCGUGUUCUCUUUUAGGCCCUUUUAGGCUUUUGAGUCUCUUGACCUGAUAAAAAAAGUCAAGCGCUUGGUUGUCAUGCUAUACCAUCUCACUUGUGGGUUAUCUGAAGACAUAUUCUAAAAAAAUCUUAAAUACAAAGGUUUUUCAAUACAAGGACAGAGCUACUGCAGUGAAGAGAUUAAAAUUGUGUGGGACAUUCCACAUCUAAACGUACUGUUUCCCAAAAGCUCUCCUAACAGAGAGGCAUCGUGGAAGAAGAGUCCGUAUGAUGUGGACAAGUCCACUGAGUGUUUUUAUUACUAUUCCUUGUACGAAUUGUAAAAUAUUUUGACCAUUUUAAAGGACAUUUGAUUUGAAUAUUUUACACAGACAGUAAAAUGUUUGGAAACCCUUUACAAAGAAACAAAACAUUUUUUACAUUAUUUAGUUUGUUUAUUGGAUAUGCACAUCUGUUAGUGUUAAAGUUUUCUCAUGAUUAACCUAAUCAUACAUACAAACCAAACAAAUAGAUACAAAAAUAUUGUGAAAAGUUAUUUAUUUCAGUGAUGACAAUUAGUCUAAAUUGUUAACAAUAGUUUUAAAUAAAAUGUCAAACUUCAGGAUAAAAAAAUAUUGUCGACCACCCUAAUACAAAGUGAGUAAUGUUAACUUCAACGACUUUAAUAUUAACAUACACUGUAUAUUCAACAUUUCCAC
Triplophysa dalaica is the source of this 1317-nucleotide messenger RNA. It is a transcript of the gene guca1aa, whose product is annotated as guanylate cyclase activator 1A. Lineage: Eukaryota; Metazoa; Chordata; Actinopteri; Cypriniformes; Nemacheilidae. The transcript has 4 exons. Gene Ontology annotation, molecular function: calcium ion binding; calcium sensitive guanylate cyclase activator activity. Bases 27 to 596 code for a protein of 189 amino acids. The record is from RefSeq and is a predicted model, not a curated record.